CAAUUGAUCACCGACACUCUCAGUUGUUCAACUGUGCCUAUACCACUGAUCGAUGAGGGCUAAAAAGUCAAAAAAGUAGUCUAACAAUUUUCCUCUUUGUUACAAGGAGCCCUGGGAAAUUAUCCAGCUAUGAAACUGGAAUAACUUGGCAUCAUUGAACCUCUCAGACACUUUAAGUACCUUCUUCAUGGAAAAGAAGUUGUGUUGCGGACGGACCAUUUCAAUUUGUUACCUUGCCAGAACCAAAAGGAACCAGAAGUAUUUCUACAUGGUUAGAAGAAUCAAGCGAGUAAGAUUUCAAACUUGAGUGUCUGUGUUAGCGGAUGCAAUAUCAAGUGCAAAUUAUCCGGAGGUCAUGAUUCUAGACGCUGUAACCGUGAUAAAUCCAGGAGUCUGGAAAGAGAGUUGAAAGAGGAUCCACUAGGAGCUGCAGCCUUGAUGUUUCUGGAACGCAUAGACGCGGGAAGCAUUUUGAAUGCUAACUCUACUGGGUACGAGAGGUAUCGCUAUUUUGAAGUAUUCUGAAUUCCGAAGAAGUUCGGAUAUUGAGAGGAUACACUAAACUAUAAUGAAAGGGUUGUCGUACCUGCAGUAAGACAUGAAGAAGUUUUGGCGACGCAUCACGAUUACAGCCUAUUUGGAGAGCAUUUUGGUACGAAUAUCACCUAUGCAAAGGCGACAGAGAAGUACUAUUGGCCUGAAAGGUGUCAUAGUGCAAACCAGUACAUGAAGAGCUGCUUACAAUGUCUGUUGAUGAAAGCUCAUGAUCCAUCAUCCAUGUCGCGGUUGAUCGGUUUUCGAAACCUACACAUUUUAUUAAUGUAAUAGUCAACUAACGGUGAAGUAGCCGACCUUCUCUUCCGUUAUGUCUUUGCAAAAGACGGAUUUUUUAAUACGAUUGAUAGGCUGCCAUUCAGAAUAAUGAUGAACCGACUAGGUAUCAAGUUAAACAUGUUCAUCAGCAAUGACCCUCAAGCCGAUCGUCAGUCGGAGAGGUGUAUACAAAUUCUUACCAGGUAUACACAAAACGCAGAGAAUGCAUGGCACAAGUUACCACAUCUGGGAUUUGCCUAUAAUGCGAGUUAUAAUACAGCGAUCAGAGCCUCCUCAUUUUAGGUGGACCUAGGCUAUUGCCCGAAUGAACCAUUACUAGACCACAAUAUUGGAAAUGCGAGAAACACCGAUCGAAGACAACUCAUCGAACAAUUGCAAGCAACUGCGUUGAGGACCAAAGAUUUCUCAACAGGAAACCGGGCUGAUAUGCAAAUAUCAAAGAACCUAGGGAGAAGAGAAGAGGGUUUCAAAGUGGGAGAAUAGGUGUUGCUGCAUAGAGACUUUAUAUUUACAAGAAUGCGUACAAAGAAUAUAUGGAGGGGCUUACCGCAUAAUAACGCAUAAGAAUGGGAUAUCCCCGAUCACCUUAGAAAAUACAAGGUGUUAAUGUACAUUGGCCAAGAAGUGCGUUCACCGAACUGA
This is a messenger RNA of Lachancea lanzarotensis, 1476 nucleotides long. The record is from the annotation of a RefSeq genome assembly. Lineage: Eukaryota; Fungi; Ascomycota; Saccharomycetes; Saccharomycetales; Saccharomycetaceae.